CGAAGCGUUGUGCUCUUGUGGAAAAACUCUUUGGCAGCUCCAUGACGAGAUAUGGCGGAAAAAACACACGCAACAAAAAACACUUUAGUUUAAACGUAAUUAAUGGCGCAGAAAUGAUGGAAAAGAAUGAAGUACCUCCGUCCUUAAACACCGAGGAAGAGUGUUCUGCGAAGGAUGAUAUCUGGUGUUUACAGCGAGUGGGGAGAGAUUGUGACUGGCUGCAACUGUUCGAAGAUUCAGAGGUUUCAAUUGGUCGUGGACUGAAUGUGACCUAUCAGAUUCUGUCGGUCAGCUGUCCACUGAUGAUAUCCAGAAAUCACUGUGUGUUCAAACAAAAUGAAGCUGGACUGUGGACAGUGACGGACAAUAAGAGUCUGAAUGGUGUGUGGGUGAAUGGGAGACGGAUCGCUCCCGGAAGUCCUUGUUUACUACACCUGGGUGACUCUGUCAGAUUAGGCGUCCCUCUGGACGGCAACCCCGUGGAGUUUGAUUACAUCCUCGUCCAGCGCAACUUCAGUGAAGUGAAAUCGUUCUUGUCUGGGAAUCAAGGCAAAGAAUCAAGCGCUGCUUCUUCCGGCCAAAAACUCAAAAACUCUAAGCGGAAGUUCGAUGGAGAUGAGUCGGAAUCUUGCCCCACGCAGCACUCCAAAUCCAAGCUGUACCGCUUGUCCGGACCGGAUAAAUCCCGAGCACAGCCCUGCCCGCCCGAGGAACGCAAAAAAUCUGAUAAAUAUUCCUCUAGACCUCUGGAGGUGGACAGAUCCGGUGAUAUUCCAGGAAGUUCCAGCUGUUGCAGUGAGAGCAGCCAGCAUCUAGCUACCGUCCACAAUUACAACAAGAACCUGAUGGUGUUGAAAGACCGUGUGGGCGACACGCAGAAACGUGCAGCUGAGCUUCAACGGCAGCAAUAUCAGACUCCAGAGCGAGAGUGCGAGAUGCAGGAACUGCAGGCGCAGCUGGAAUUGUUGCGGGGUCAGCUGAGGUCGCAGCAGGAGCAGGCCCUCAAACGCAUAGAGAGCCUGGAGAAGUCCUUCUGUGAGGAGGAGAGACGAUUGGAGAUUGAGAAAGCACAACAGAAUGAGGAGGGCUUGAAAAAGCAGCUUGAGGAGGCGUUACAUGAGCACCGGAAAGUCAUCGAUGAGCUCAAACACGCACGGGAAGGAUUUAAAGAAGUUCUACAGGCCAAAGAUAAGGAGUUGGAAGUUACAAAGGAAGAGAAAGAGAAGGCGAAGGCUCAGAAAGAGGAAGUUGUCACGCAGAUGACUGAAGUGUUGGAGAGUGAACUUCAAUGCAGUAUUUGUUCAGAGCUCUUCAUUGAGGCCGUGACGCUGAGCUGCGCCCACAGCUUCUGUCAGCACUGUAUCCGAGAGUGGCGCUGUCGGAAGGACAAGUGUCCGAUGUGCUGGCAGACCAUCCUGUCUCAGACGCGCUCUCUCGUUCUGGACAACUGCAUCGACCGCAUGGUGGAGAAUCUGAGCGCAGACAUGAGAGAGAGACGAGCCGCACUGAUCACUGAGAGGAAAGGUCUGAGAGCGGCCGUGGCUCCAGCCGUGGUGGUCAUACCUGAUGACAGCAGCAGCAGCGACACGUCCAUACAGAGCAACAGCUCGACAUUCGAGGACUCCUCCGAGUUGAACUCUUCUUUGCUGUAUCACUCCAGUGAUGAAGAGCUGUCCUGGAGUGAGGAAGAGGAGGAGGAGGAGGAGGUGGAGGAGGAUUACCUUUGAAAAAUAAACAGAUAUUUAUUUGUGAACGUCACGUGCACCAUUUGUUUGUUAGGUUUUAUUUUGCUAUGAAUUUCUUUUUUGUUUGUUUGUUCCUCACAGUAUCAUAUUUGUUAGGGUUAUUCCUUAUUUAAAUAAAGCAACUAUUAUAAUUGUUUUGCACUUAAGCUGUUUUUAGUCCUGAUUAGGUGUAUAUUUCUAAAAGGAUACCCUGAAGGCCAAUAAUUCACACACAGAUGCAGUCGAACACAAGAGGGCAGCAGUGUGAUAUGAAUGUUUGUUAAUGGUGUUAAAAUUAAAUCAGUAUCACUGCUGAACUUAUUUUUAGCAUCUGGACUGUUUUUUGUUUUUUUAUUAUUAUUGUUUAACCUUUCUAGAAGCUGGUUUGAUCGUAAUGUAUGCUUACUGGGCCCCAUUUCUGUAAAAUAAGGAAAAGAGAGAGAUUGUCCGGGUUCAAUAUAAGUGAAGCUCAAUCGGCAUCAU
Molecule: messenger RNA, 2207 nt
Organism: Xyrauchen texanus (razorback sucker)
Lineage: Eukaryota; Metazoa; Chordata; Actinopteri; Cypriniformes; Catostomidae
Product: E3 ubiquitin-protein ligase rnf8-like
Exons: 8
Coding region: 42-1727 (561 amino acids)
Biological process (GO): ubiquitin-dependent protein catabolic process; protein K48-linked ubiquitination; double-strand break repair
Cellular component (GO): ubiquitin ligase complex; site of double-strand break; nucleus
Molecular function (GO): ubiquitin protein ligase activity; metal ion binding; histone binding
Source: RefSeq, a predicted model, not a curated record